AUGUAUGAAGCUUGGAUGAAUGGGCAGGCUCCCCCAUCUUCAAUUCGGGAAUACCUAAAUGUGAAUAUGUCAUUCCCCAUUCAAGUCUCAACAAGUGACCCAAUUUAUCCACCUGGAUUUGGACCCUACGUUAACACAUCUAAUACUACUGGAACUUCCUCGGUACACCCGUUGAAUCCAUCCAUGAUGAAUAAUCCACUCUUCAUGCCAACUGCGCAAACUAAUGCAAUUCCUCAACCAACACUAGUACAAAAAUCCAAUGAUGAUCCUAUACCCAAAGAUCAAUACGGCCAAGGUCAGGCCCCUAAAUUGACUUUCAAAAUUCCUGAUUCUUACCACCACACUCAUCAAUACAGUUCCCCCAUCGAGGUUGAAAAAACCAUUAAGGACGAGGAGCAUGAAGAAAUUGCAAGAAAAAUGAGGAGUUUGGAGCAAAACAUAAGGAAUAUGCAAGGGCUGGGAGGACACAAAAGUGUCUCGUUCAAGAACUUAUGCAUGUUUCCAGAUGUUCACUUGCCUAUAGGGUUCAAAACUCUAAAGUUUGAUAAGUAUAACGGUCAUGGCGACCCAGUGGCUCAUUUGAAAAGAUUUUGUAAUCAGCUAAGGGGAGCCGAAGGAAAAGAAGAACUUCUUAUGGCUUACUUUGGAGAAAGUGUAACGGGUGUAGCCUCAGAAUGGUUUAUCGAUCAAGAUAUUUCUCGAUGGCAUGUCUGGGAUGACAUGGCGCAAGAUUUUGUCCAACAAUUCCAAUACAAUAUCGAUAUCGUUCCGGAUAGCAAUUCCCUAGCUAAUAUGAAGAAAAAAUCAUCUGAAAGCUUUAGGGAAUAUGCCAUAAGAUGGAGGGAGCAGGCGGCUAGAGUCAAACCGCCGAUGAAAGACUAUGAAUUGAUUGAUGUUUUUCUCCAGGCACAAGAACCUGACUACUUUCAUUACCUUCUUGCUGUAAUGGGAAAGCCUUUCGCCGAAGCAAUUAAGAUCGGAGAUAUGGUAGAGAACGGCAUAAAAUCGAGUAAAAUUGUAAGCCAGAUAGCCAUUAGAGCUACCACGCAAGCAAUACAAAACGGGUCAGGUAAUUUUGUAAAUCGAAAAAUGAAGGAGGAAGGGUCCAUGAUGACGUCUGGAUCGAGAGGUGUUCAAAUGGGCAUGAACCACCCUUAUGUUCAAGUCCAACAGAAACAAUCUAAUUCUCCUCAACAUUAUUACCCAUCCGAAUAUGCAGUUCUCAACACUCAAACAUAUGUCCGACCUCUUCAGUGCCAACAAUGGCGGGCACCUGCCCCACAAGGUUCUCGCCCCCAACAACAAAAUUUUCAGGCACCCCAUAAUCCACGUCCCCGGAUGGAUUAUACAAGAGAACAAGGUCGGAAAGAAAACGUUAUCCCAAUUGGAGAGUCAUAUACGAGUUUGUUGCGGAAAUUAGUACAAUUGAGAUUGGUUGAACCUGUCAAUCCCUAUUUUGUCAAUCCGAAUGCAAGAGGGCUUUGA
Solanum stenotomum is the source of this 1485-nucleotide messenger RNA. RefSeq lists its product as uncharacterized. The record is from RefSeq and is a predicted model, not a curated record. The transcript has a single exon. Bases 1 to 1485 code for a protein of 494 amino acids. Lineage: Eukaryota; Viridiplantae; Streptophyta; Magnoliopsida; Solanales; Solanaceae.